Molecule: messenger RNA, 1863 nt
Organism: Triticum turgidum subsp. durum (durum wheat)
Lineage: Eukaryota; Viridiplantae; Streptophyta; Magnoliopsida; Poales; Poaceae
Source: the annotation of a GenBank genome assembly
AUGGCGACCUCGCCGCCGCGGAGCCCUAACUCAGGCGAUCGGCCCGAGACCGCUGACCUCGCUCUCGCAGCUCCGGCACAGCCCACUCGCAUAUGGAACUCCCUCGUCGCCCGUCUCCCUACGCUACCGAACUCCCUCCUCCUCGUCGCCGCCUCCGAUCUCCUCCGCCGCCUCUUGGCGGUCCGCAGACGCCGCCGCCGCCGCCGCCGCCCUUCUCUCCCACUCCCCAUCUACGAUGACGCCGCAAGCUCCGCCCGGUAUGGGCCCCUGUUUAGGCUGGGCCCUAGGCCGUCGCACUCUUCGCCAUGGCCCAGGGCCGGCCCUGCCAAAGCUUUUGCCAUCUUAGAAGAUAUCGUGCAGCAUACUUUAUCUGAUUUGCAUAGCAUUCAGAAGAGCUUACUUUAUUGGAAGUCCAAAGCUGAGGGAACAAACUCACAUAAAAUGUACUUUAUGAUGUUUGAAAGAGGUCCAAGGGCCUUCCUUGAAGCAACAUGUCAAACACUAACUAGACUCAGGAGCAAUGGGAGUCCAUCCGAGUACCUUUUAGGCUCUGCAUCUGAUAUAGUCUCAGUAAAACUUGCUGUCCUGACGAAUAUGCAACAUCGAUUGGCUGCUUUUCUGGCUGAGGUUUACUCUGAAGUUGAUAAAUGCAGAGAAGGAUUAACUGAAAGUUCAGAUAAAUCACUACAUACACUAUUUGUUAUUUUGAACACCGUCUUCCCCAAAUUGGAGGUAUCUCUUACAAAUGCUAGUGAGGGGCAAACUCUACCAUUCACUCAUGACGAAAACUCAUCUCAACUUAUCUUCGAAAGAUUGCCAGAGGUUGAUGUUGAGAGUCCACAAUGGAGUGAGGCCUUAGCAACAGAUGCUAUUAGUCUGAUCUAUGAAAACCUCCAGAAGCUAGAUAGUUUUGUUUCCUCUCAGCUUUCAAGUCAUAAAAAGCCAAGAAAUAUGACCAUAUACUGGUUACCCUACACGUGUGGAGCAAUUGGCCUCUCUGCAUGUUCCCUAUGGCUUUUGCGCCAUAGUAGCUUGAUGGGAAGUUCUGACAUGGACAACUGGAUUCAAGAUGCUAAGGAGUCAGUUGCUGGAUUCUGGGAUGAACAUGUUGAGAGACCAAUCAUUUCCAUUAGAGAUGAGCUAUUCGAGACAUUCAAGCGAACAGAUAAACGUGUAAUGGAAAGGGAAGAGGUCCAACUAACCGAAGAAUCAUUGCACAGGAUGUUAAUUACCUUUUGUGAGCAAACUUCAAAGGAAAAACCAGCACAAGAUGCAUCAUUGCAGGAGUUGCUGGAGAUUGUCAUGAAAAGAUAUGAGAAGGAAUCGAUGCAUCCAAUUCAGAAUCUGUUCAGUGGAGAAUUAGCACGAGCCAUGCUUAUUCAGGUUCAGAAGCUAAAACUGGAUCUUCAGGAGGCAAUGCUGGAACUGGAUCAGAUUCUCAAGGCAAAUGAGAUAAACUUUGCUAUUCUUGCAGCUCUGCCUGCAUUUGGUCUUCUGCUUCUCCUGCUGUUUUUAGUGCGAGCAUGGGCUAUGCAUGACCAAGGUGCAGAGGGAAGAGGAAGGAUUGCACGUCAUCAGCGGUGGCAGCUACUCAUAGAAGUAGAGCGAAGACUUAAAGAGUUGAAGAAAUGCAUGAUUAAUGAGAUGGACGAGGAGGCGAGCUGUAAAUUCGGAUUGACUCUCUACACCCUUGAUAGAUUAUACAAAGCUGUUGAGGUGCAUGCGAAGGAAACAGGCGAGUGGUCAAGCUUGAGAGAUGACAUGUUUAAUCUGGCAAAGCCUAAUGUCGGAGUGGCGGACAAGCUGGAUGUUCUUAAAGGGCUCAAGUGGAACUACGCCUGCUUACGUCCAUCGCUGUCAUGA